AUGACGGAAGAGGUGAAUGAAAGCGUUCAACACAUGCAGCAACCUAAAGUCGCCGGCAGCACCUGGCUGACGAGCUUCUGCGGACAAGACUGGCCAGUCGUGCUUUGUAAUGCGAGUACCACACCAGAGAAGUUCUUUGGAACCCGACAGAGAGACGACGAAACUCCCGGCAUUCUCCUUGGGAAACACAAAUAGUGAGUGGCGCCUUCCCUGCUUCAGGUACUCUGCUAAAGAUCGUCAGUAUCUGGGUCGCAACUGAACUUGUCGCGGAGUUCGAUCCUUGCGGCGACUACGAGCUUCCCAAAUUCGACCAGCCAGAGAUCUUGCCUCACGACGAUGAAGCAACAAAGUCGCAGAAGCAGCGCGUCAAAGCCUUCGAGCAGGAUGCGAGGGAAUUCCGUGACGACAAAUUCUGGUCCAACUAUGUCAAGAUGAAAUCUGAAGCUCGCAGAAUCGAGAACGAGAGAAACCGGCGCCACUCUGAGCGGACAGGAAGUUCGAAAAAACGCAAAAUCACUCGCGAGGACGAUGAGAUUCCUUUCGCGAGCGAGGGCAAGCGUCGCCGGGAUUCCUCUGCAUUUGACUCGACUGGCAGUGGCAAGCAGAGAAACGACUCGUCGAGCUCGCCUGGAUCCCAACAGGAACAGCUACCGACUCCCAAGCAGACCCCGAAUAAGAACAGAGUAGGACCAGAAACCAGUAACAGCAGAGGAUUCACGAACGAUAGCGGCUCGCCAAAUCUCAGCGCCGGGAGCGGAUCGGAAGUGGGCGCCUUGCGCGUGUGGAGUCCCCCCAAGAUGAGGUUGGUGACAACCGUUCCCUAACGACACUUUGCAAGCCCCUAAUCUAUGAACUCAGUACAGACAAGGUCAAGGUCGUCAUCGACCGAUCAAAGGCUGGCAUCAUCAUUCCCCGCGAGGCAUUGAAACAGUGCGAUUAUCUCGCCUCACUCGAGAAGUAUCACGCCGUGCUCGGACAUCACGUCAUCGACCUGACCGCAGACAAGCAAGCUGUCGCUCUCAACCUGACGGAGAAAGAAUUCUCCAGGCUAGAGGACUACUUCUACACCAAUGACAUUGGCCCCCAGCUCCUUCCAGAUAAGGACUACGACUCCAAAGACCCGUUUGGAGAACUCGAAGGUAAGAUCUCUCUCUCUCCGUCAGAUCCAAUGCCCUUUUCCUUCAGCACACUAACAACCUUCCCCAGAAGCUCAGAAAUCCCUCUUCGGCGAGAGCCUCGCCCUCGCCUUCGUGCCCGCUUGCAAAAUCCGCCACGAACCCCUCCAGGCGCUCAUCCGCGACAAGAUCCGCGCGCUCGACCCGCUGCCGCCCUUCACCAUCCUCGUCAUGGCGACGGUCUUCGCCAACUUGCCGGCGCCGGAGACCGUGACCGAGUACUACUUGCAGGACUGGAUGGCCGACCAUCUCGCGGAGUCGUACUGGGUUCUCGCCAGGAAGUAUCCCGAAGUGCUGCAGCGCGGGCUCGAAGAGCAUGAUACUUUGAGGCGGGCGGUCUACAGUAGGCUUGCGGUAGACGGAAAGAUGGGCAAGAAGGGGUUCGACGGUGAAUUAUGA
Messenger RNA from Lecanosticta acicola, 1574 nucleotides. The record is from the annotation of a GenBank genome assembly. NCBI's taxonomy places the organism in Eukaryota, Fungi, Ascomycota, Dothideomycetes, Mycosphaerellales, Mycosphaerellaceae.